AUGUAUGUAGGCAGCCAUGUGUUAUUCUUUUUAAACUAUCGUAAUAUAUUUGAACGGCGAAACUUGAAAGCUAGCGAAUCAAAUGUGACCAACAUGCUAAUGUUUACGAGUGUCGUGAAAAUAGGUAACGUUAGCUAACGUUAAUUGAUGGUUGAGAUAAUCCUUAUCCCACCGCAAACUAAUCCUUCAGAUUCAGCCAGUGCCUUGCUGUGAAUGUUCGACGGGUUGCUAGCGAACGCUACAGAUAGCUAGUUGACAUCAGAAUGGACACAAAAUACAAACUGAGUCUCACCUGUUUGAUUGUUAUAUUAUCACUGAUAAUGGGGAUAAUAUCUUCUGCACACGCCUUGAAAUGUUUAAGGAUGGGAAACUUCACAUCCUUCAGCUCAAGUGGUCUGUCAAGCACAACAGCAUGUGGUCAGUUUCUACAGGAGGUGGUGUCUCAUAACUGCAUUGUCAUAUUUUCCAAGACCACUUGUCCAUAUUGCAAAAUGGCCAAAAAUGUAUUCAAUGAAAUUGGUGCUACAUACAAGGUGAUAGAGCUGGAUGAACACAAUGAUGGAAGACUACUACAAGAGGCCUUGGCGCAGAUGACCGGUGCCAGAACAGUUCCGAGGGUCUUCAUCAAUGGAAACUGCAUUGGAGGAGGCUCUGACACAAAGGAACUACACCAGAAGGGAAAGCUGCUGCCUCUGAUAGAACAAUGUGCCCCGUGCUGCGUGAAAAUUAACACUGAAGGCUCGGGCAGCGGACAGUUCGAGUCCACCAAAUGACUAACCGUUCUAAUUCUCACUGUAAUUUAUCCUGUGUUUAUUUAAUGUUUCCUCGACUUUGUGCGAUACAUUAUAUAUAUAUAUAGAACCCAUAUGUAUGUAUGUAUAUAUAUGGGUUCUAUGUGGUUUAUUUACCAAGAUGCACACUUGUUAUCGUCACCCUUCGUCUACAUUCAGGGAAUGUACAGUAUUUUAAUGAAUUAAAUCAAAUCAAAUGUAUUUAUAUAGCCCUUCUUACAUCAGCUGAUAUCUCAAAGUGCUAAACCCAGCCUAAAACCCCAAACAGCAAGCAAUGCAGGUGUAGAAGCACAGUGGCUAGGAAAAACUCCCUAGAAAGGCCAAAACCUAGGAAAAAACCUAGAGAGGAACCAGGCUAUGAGGGGUGGGUAGUCCUCUUCUGGCUGUGCCAGGUGGAGAUUAUAACAGAACAUGGCCAAGAUGUUCAAAUGUUCAUAAAUGACCAGCAUGGUCAAAUAAUAAUCACAGUAGUUGUCGAGGGUGCAGCAAGUCAGCACCUCAGAAGUAAAUGUCAGUUGGCUUUUCAUAGCCGAUCAUUAAGAUGAUCUCUACCACUCCUGCUGUCUCUAGAGGUGAAAACAGCAUGUCCGGUGAACAGGUCAGGAUUCCAUUAAACUCCACAAUCUUUUAAAGGAGGACCGUGCCUAAUUAUUUGCAUGCCUGUGAAGUAAGAAAUACAUUAACUGGUUUAACAUGAUACACUGGUUAAAAUUAUGGUAGCGCUUCAUAAUAAAAGCAACAAUGUGUUA
This is a messenger RNA of Oncorhynchus nerka (sockeye salmon), 1540 nucleotides long. RefSeq names its product glutaredoxin 2 (gene glrx2). The record is from RefSeq and is a predicted model, not a curated record. Gene Ontology annotation, molecular function: protein-disulfide reductase activity. The coding region runs from base 264 to 773 and encodes 169 amino acids. Lineage: Eukaryota; Metazoa; Chordata; Actinopteri; Salmoniformes; Salmonidae. Gene Ontology annotation, cellular component: mitochondrion. The transcript has 4 exons.